CUAUAAUGAUGGUAGUUUAUAAGAACUCAGUCGAGUGCCAUUCUCUGUGACAUAUUCUCACUAUCCACGAUCACAUCAUCUUCUACAUCUUCCACAUCUUCCUCCUCAUCCGAACCAAUAGUCACUCGUUACCCAGUCGCUCGUUACUUAUUACACUCGUUUCAAACACAUCAAGAUGCAGAUCAAGAAUUUCCUCCCUGUGGUUCUCGCUGCCGUGGCUACUGCUAGCCCAGUGGCCAACCCCAACUACAAGACUUCUACCCCAGAGGCCAAGUACCCAACUACCACCCAGAAGGCUCACUACCCUACAUCUACCCCGGAAGCUCACUACCCCACGACUACCGAGAAGAAGGUUCAGUACCCGACCUCCACCCCGGUAGCACAAUAUCCGACGACCACGGAGAAGAAAGCUCAGUACCCGACUUCUAAGCCAAAGGCCCAGUACCCAACGACAACCAUGGAAACCCACUACGCCACGACCACGCAGAAGAAGGUUCAAUACUCAACCUCUACUCCUGAAACCCACCACUCGACCACAACCCAGAAGCAUAAGGAACACAAAGAGAAGCCAACCAAGACCAAGUCUUCUCACAAGCAUGAGAAGACCAAGCACGCUAAGGAAGAGCAUCAUUCCAAAGAGACCAAGAGGGGCGAGUAUCCAACCAAGUACCCAGCAAACACCCCGGCACCUCCUAGGUACCCAACUGCCAGCUCUCAACCUCAGGGUGGCAAUGGUGGUUCGGGUAGCCAGGGUGGCUCAGGCGGUCUCGCAAAAAUCUGCCCUUUAGGCAACACUCCUCUUUGCUGCCAAGUUGACAUCGCUGGCAUUCUCGACCUUACCUGUGCGAGCCCCGCUCGUGACCUCAACUCUAUCGAGGAAUUCGUAGGUUCUUGCGCAGAGACUGGCCUGACGGCUGAGUGCUGCGUCCUACCCCUCGCUGGUGACGCCCUGCUGUGCACCACGGUUUAGGAUGAAAAUUUGCAACGAACUUCAUUUGCAUGGGGAUGACUUACUGAUGAACGAUUGACUUGGGGAACUCAUAGACGUCUACCGGUCGAGCGGCUUUUAACGCAUCUGGUCCAUUUUGACACCUUCACUUCUGUAACAUUCUUUGACAUCGGCGCUUGGUCGACAUAUUUGGACAGUACUGUCUGCUACAUACUUUUAUUCAUAUUAGCUUUUACCAUUCUUAACGAAAUAGAGAUUCAUGGACACUCGA
This is a messenger RNA of Daldinia loculata, 1220 nucleotides long. Its product is annotated as fungal hydrophobin-domain-containing protein. Gene Ontology annotation, cellular component: extracellular region. The record is from RefSeq and is a predicted model, not a curated record. Bases 176 to 970 code for a protein of 264 amino acids. Lineage: Eukaryota; Fungi; Ascomycota; Sordariomycetes; Xylariales; Hypoxylaceae. The transcript has 3 exons.